AUGGGACAACUGUGGGUAAGUGGCCCCAGACCCAGGGAGGAGCUAAGGCAACACUUUCGGCCUUCCCUGGAGGGGACCUGCCUGUCCCCCAUGGCUGGGCCACAGCUUCCCAUCCACCACAGGAAGCCUCAGCUCCUUGCCAGCAACCAGGUGCUGGCACGGACAGAUGCACACCCCGUGGGCUUCCCUGGCCUGCUAGGGACCUGCGGACUUCGAGCUCCACAAUCUGUCUACAGCCCCAUGACUUAUUCCUACGGCAACGCGGCUUAUGACUACGGCACGACACGCAUCGUGGGUGGUAUAGGUGCUGCGGAAGCAGAAUGGCCCUGGCUUGUCAGCAUCCAGCACCCCUGGGUACCAGGCCUGGGACAUUGGUGUGGAGGGUCACUCAUCACGGCAGAUUGGGUCCUCACAGCAGCCCACUGCUUCGACAAGUUUGAAGGGACCUGCGGACUUCGAGCUCCACAAUCUGUCUACAGCCCCAUGACUUAUUCCUACGGCAACGCGGCUUAUGACUAUGGCAUGACACGCGUUGUGGGUGGCACAGGUGCUGCAGAAGCAGCCUGGCCCUGGAUCGUCAGCAUCCAGCACCCCUGGGUACGAGGCCUGGGACAUAUGUGUGGAGGGUCCCUCAUCAAUGCAGAGUGGGUCCUCACAGCGGCCCACUGCUUUGAUGAUAUCAGUAACAUGAGCAUGGUCUACCUAGUGGUUGGAGCCACUCAGUUCACUCAGCCGGGCCCUGGGGCUGCAGUGCGCAGUGUCAAGCAGGUGCUGAUACACCAGUACUACAAUCCUGCUGACAUGAGCUACGACAUUGCCCUGAUACAAUUGGACCAUCCUGUCCUGUGCAGCUCCUACGUCCAGCUGGCCUGUGUGGCUGACCCCACCCUAAGAGUCUCAGAGCUGCAAAACUGCUGGAUUGCUGGCUGGGGUGCCACUACUGCAAGAUCUCAAGAUUCAACUGAUCGCUUGCAGGAGGCCAAGGUCCAGCUCAUUGAUGUCCAGCUCUGCAACAGCAGUGACUGGUAUGCAGGAAAAGUCCACACCCACAACUUGUGUGCUGGUUACCCGCACGGCCGCAUCGACACCUGCCAGGGUGACAGCGGUGGUCCUCUCAUGUGCCAAGACAACAAUGCUGACUACUGGUGGGUCGUCGGACUAACCAGCUGGGGAAAAGGCUGUGCCAGAGCAAUGAGGCCUGGAAUCUACACCUCCACUCAGCACUUCUAUGACUGGAUCGAUUACAACAUGCGUGUAAACGCAGUUAAAAGUGCUCCUUGA
Pyrgilauda ruficollis (rufous-necked snowfinch) is the source of this 1281-nucleotide messenger RNA. Its product is annotated as acrosin-like. Bases 1 to 1281 code for a protein of 426 amino acids. Gene Ontology annotation, biological process: acrosome reaction; proteolysis. Gene Ontology annotation, molecular function: serine-type endopeptidase activity. The record is from RefSeq and is a predicted model, not a curated record. The transcript has 6 exons. Lineage: Eukaryota; Metazoa; Chordata; Aves; Passeriformes; Passeridae.